Polychytrium aggregatum is the source of this 1650-nucleotide messenger RNA. RefSeq lists its product as uncharacterized. Gene Ontology annotation, molecular function: chromatin binding. Gene Ontology annotation, biological process: negative regulation of transcription by RNA polymerase II; chromatin organization. The transcript has 4 exons. The coding region runs from base 38 to 1420 and encodes 460 amino acids. Gene Ontology annotation, cellular component: pericentric heterochromatin. NCBI's taxonomy places the organism in Eukaryota, Fungi, Chytridiomycota, Chytridiomycetes, Polychytriales. The record is from RefSeq and is a predicted model, not a curated record.
CCUCGAUCGUCGCCCAGACCCCGACACCAGACCGAGCAUGGCCGACCAGCGCGAUCAGCCGAGAGCCUCCGGCAGCCGAGGGCCCCACAGAGAUAUCCCGCCCUCGAGCAGCUCCGGCCGGACCAAGGACGCCGACUCCACUCGCCGCGACCACCAAGACACCGUCGACGAAGCGGCCUCAGCCAGAGCCGAGCCAGCUUCGGAACGAAGCGAGGACGAAGAUGGCUACGAGGUUGAGGCAAUCUUGGACGAGAAGAAAGACAAGCACGGGCGGACUCUAUACUACAUUAAAUGGAAAGGAUGGGACGAGUCGUGGAACGAGUGGAUUCCCCACGAAGACACAUCCUGUCCCGAGCUGAUCGCGGAAUUCAGGCGCUCCAAGCUCAAGAAGCGCAAAAAAGAGAAAAAACUAAAGAGCGAAGACAGCCAAACCCCGCGCAAACGUCGGACACCCGAUAAUGCCGCUGAGGAGCAAGAAGACACCGCGGGUUCGUCCCGGGCCAGCAACGGCGCAACCCAGCAAGCCUCCAAGUCAAAGCCUUCUGCUGCGAUUGUCAAUCGCUGCCGCAAUCCGCCCGAUGAAGAGACGAUGGCUUUGGAUCGACUGCGCCCCUACCCACCCAGCGACUCUGUGUCCAAGCCACCUCGGCCUCCAUCGCCGUCGCCACCAAUGUCCGUCGUCGAAGCACCCGUCCCAGAGCCAGUAGUAGCCGAGCCAAUCCCGGUGAAGGUCUUGACACAGCGGUCCACCAAUAUCGGCGACGCUUUCUACUGCGUCCUUUGGUCCGAUGGCGUCGAAACCUGGGAGCGGAUAAAUCAUAUGAACAAGUAUGUCGACCUCCUGAUUGAGUUUGAAACAGCUGGGCCACGGAAAGAUCGACGCGAACGCACCACGGUUCCAUUCUCUGUAAAUGCGCCGUCUCGACUCGGCGGCUCUGCGGGUUCCCAGCGGCAAACUGCUGCAAAUCCUCUGUCGAAGAAGAGUGCGCCAGAUUCUGUGCAAAAGAAAGCCGACCCAAGGGCCCUGUCAAAGGGGGCGAGUCCAAAGCCCUUCCCAAAGCGAGCCGGCUCUCCUGCAGGCACACCUGCAAAAGCACCGCUUCCGAAGCGUCACAAGUCGCUCCCCAUCAGCUACGAAUCUGAUGACGAGGACCAGGCAGCGCAGGAAAUCAGCGCAGCCAAAGGUCGAAGCCAACGGUCAAGCACCGCAAUAUGGCUGUCGUCUCGGACUCGGAAGACGACGGGGCUUCUCCAGUCAGGUCGAUCGCUGGCCGUGUCCACCAGAACGACCAAUCGUAUUCUGAUGCUUCGAUGUCAAGUGAAGAAUUUGAAGGAAACCGUCGGAUGCUCUUGCUGGAUUCAUCUCAGGAGCAGCCUCGGACAAGUGCCGGCUCGUCCAGACGCAACCCUGCAAAGCUGAAGAAGUAUCAGGCGGGCACCGAGGACCACAUGCGCGUGUGCUACUACUGCAACUCAAGGGACUCGAAAGACGAGCUGGACGUUGUGUAGGAGAUGGUAUCUCCGACGCUGUGCUGCGCGUACUGCGCGUACUGCGCGGCGCAGUGGGUCGUGACCUGUGCUGCGCUUUGCGUUUUCACGCACCGCAGGCAGGCCACCGCAGGGUAUACCUGCGGGUUGCCCCCGUUCCCC